AACAUUUUUCUAAAAAGUGCCCUACACCCUGUCUAUUACCAAAUAUAAGAUUAUUGCCAUCACUAAGUGCAACACACGUGGUUUUUGUGAUAAUGUUUAUGUUGUACUUAUCAUAAACCUGUAAACUUAAAUUGUUGUUUAGAGAACUUUUAGUCUUUAAAAGUUAUUUGAAUAUUGUAAUAUUCCUUACUAUGAUUUAUCUUGAUUAACUCGUUUUUUUAUUUAUUUUGCUUUAUUUAAUUUACUAUAUUAUUUACAUUGUCUCAUAUUUUUUUAAAUUAUUUUUUAUUAAAAUUAUUUUAAUCAAUACUUAUUAAUUUAAAGAAAAAAAAUUCUAUAAAUUACAUUAUAAGUUGGUGACUUAUACAUUAUAAUAUACAUUAAAAUAUACAUUAUGAGUGAUUUAGAAGAUGAUGUGAAAAAAGAACAGUCAGAGUUAGACAGAACAUUUGUUUUUGAAGAUGAAGGUCAUACUCUAGGCUCAUUACUCACUUAUGUAUUAGAAAGUUUUCCAGAGACUGAAUUUUGUGCCUAUUCAAUUAGGCAUCCAUCAGAGAAUAAGAUAUAUCUACGUUUAAAAGUUAGACCUGGUAAUAGUGUAGAAGAAGUUUUCAAAAAAGGUAUUCAUGAGUUAAACAAAAUGAUGAAUCAUGUUAAAAAAACAUUUAAGGCUCUAGUUACUUAUGAAAAUUCUAUUAAAACAAAAUAAAAUUAUAUCCAUGUGCUAAUAAUCUUUUUUUAAUAUUUGUAAAUAAAAUGAAUGCACUUAAAAAAAUUAAUUGUAUACUAUUUUACAAAACUUUAUAUCGGGCUUUAUUAAUCAUAUGAUGUGCAGAUGUUUGCAUUUUUAAUAAUUCCUCUUUAAUGAGACGAGUAAUUUCUAUUUUAGCUUUAGAUACAGCUAAUUCAUCCGUACUUUCUAUAGCUAAAAACAGCUUUCGCUCUCCUUCAGGGGGGUUUUUAGGUGGUGGGUAAUAUGUUCCUCUAACAGUUAUGCCAGCUUCAGAAUAUUCUGAUAUUUGUGCUAAUGCUUCCUGAAAAUACAAAGCAACUUUAAAAUGAAGAACACUAAAAAAAUUAAAAUAUACAGACUUUAGAUGUGACUCUCCAUCUGGCCUGCUGUGGGAAAUCAUUUAUUUCUAAUUCUUCCUCAUAUUUUCUAAAAACUUCUUCACCACCAUUUUCUGCAAUGUCUGUAAAAUCAGUUUCACCAUCAUCAUCUUUAGGUUGAUAAUUGAGCCUCGUGUUUAAUUUAGCUGCUAAUUGUUCUGCUACUGUUUUAGCUGUUAUGACUGGUUGUGAGCUAGCAAGACCCCCUUUUAAUAUAGCUUCAGCUGUUUGCUGUGAUGCUCCCUUAGCAUCAGGACCAAGAUUUUUAGCAAUAUGAAUACGAGAGGCUAAACGUUUUGCUAAUUCUAAUCUU
Messenger RNA from Daktulosphaira vitifoliae (grape phylloxera), 1423 nucleotides. It is a transcript of the gene l(2)37Cg, whose product is annotated as DNA-directed RNA polymerases I and III subunit RPAC2. Gene Ontology annotation, biological process: DNA-templated transcription. Gene Ontology annotation, cellular component: RNA polymerase I complex; RNA polymerase III complex. The record is from RefSeq and is a predicted model, not a curated record. Lineage: Eukaryota; Metazoa; Arthropoda; Insecta; Hemiptera; Phylloxeridae. The transcript has 3 exons. Gene Ontology annotation, molecular function: protein dimerization activity; DNA-directed RNA polymerase activity. Bases 395 to 709 code for a protein of 104 amino acids.